Molecule: messenger RNA, 2331 nt
Organism: Halteromyces radiatus
Lineage: Eukaryota; Fungi; Mucoromycota; Mucoromycetes; Mucorales; Cunninghamellaceae
Exons: 4
Coding region: 103-2250 (715 amino acids)
Cellular component (GO): mitochondrial outer membrane; nucleus; cytosol
Molecular function (GO): protein binding
Source: RefSeq, a predicted model, not a curated record
AAACUUUUUCUUUCCCGCAUAGAACCUCUUCCUCCCCCUUUUUUUUUUCUUUUUUCUUUUAUAUAUUUUUGUUUCUUUGUUCUUCAUUCCUUAUAUAUAAUCAUGGCUAAACCAGGCAUGUUACCUACUGGUAGAAAUGCUCAAUCCAUGAAUAAUAUCUAUUCCAAACCUGGUCCUUCCAUUAGAUCCAUUACUCGAUUGGGUUCAUUAUCAAGUUUACCUACUCCGAGUAGCUCCACCUCAUCUUCGUCCUCAUCCUUAUUGUCCUUUGGAAAGAAACCAUCAAGUAAUAACAAUGCUGCUCAAGCCGGUGUCACUUUGUAUGCAGAUAUUGCCGAAGUACGACAAGCUAUGGAUCUAUUUUUGAAUUCACGUAUUCCGGAAUGUGAACUCAUUUUGAACCCAAAACGUGAUUCUUCCAUGUAUCAUUCUCUUGGUUUUGCUUUUGUCUUAUUCCUUAAAGCCUGUAUGACAUUUCAAAAAGAAGAUAUUGAGGCUGGUUUGGAAGCUAUGAAACAAGCAUAUCAAAUGGCUGACAAGUUUCGAAAACGGGAUAGUUCUUGGAAAAACUUGAGUGCUUGGGUUAAAUCUUAUUCAGUACAAGAUAUCAAAGAUAUGACUCCUUUACAACGCCAUGCAGAAUUGGUUUAUGCAGAAACUUACUUACUCAAAGCCAUGUUACAAAUCAUCUAUGAUGAAAGCUUUGUUGGAUUUUUACGUGAAGGAUUGAAAAUGCGUGCGUCUCAUGGAAUCUACAAGGUACUUGAAAAAUAUAUGCUUCAUGUACAAGAAGAAGCAAGUCUAGGCAAGGAUGUCUUAGAAUAUGGUUUAGAUGAACAUUUCGCUUCUGGUGUUGCCUUUGGUAUGGGAUGUUUCAAUUUAGUUUUAUCCAUGUUACCUCAAAUUGUUUUGAAACUUGCUGAAUUUGUUGGAUUUACAGGUGAUCGAGAUUUAGCCAUGUUUUACUUCCGAUCAGUGGGUGGAUGGGAUGAUGUGGAACAUUUCAGUGAAAACGGCUUACCAGAACUACAAGGACCUGAAGAAGGAAUCCGUCGUCAAUUCUGUGAUAUGAUGCUUCUUCUUUACAAUAUUGUAUUAUCCAAACUGUCCCCUCUUUCUCAUGUGGAUGAACCUCUUGCCGAUCGUGUGCUCAAGUAUAAUUUACAACUUUAUCCUGAUGGUAUCUUCUUCUUAUAUUUUUCUGGACGUCAAUUAUCAGCAAAGAAACAAUUAGAACAAGCCAAGGCUCAAUAUCAUCGCGCCAUCUCCAUGGAAUCAUCUUGGAAACAACUUCAUCAUAUGUGUUAUUGGGAAUUGGGAUUGAUUGCACUCUUACAACAAGAUUGGAAACUGGCUCAUGAUACCUAUCAAUUACUUAACAAUGAAAGUAACUGGUCUAAAGCUGUUUACACCUAUGUCCAAGCUCUAUCUCUCUAUAUGUAUGCUUUGGAAUUGACUCCUGGUGAAAAACGCAAGCAAUUACUGAGCAAGGUCAAUGAAUUGAUGUCCAAGGUGACAAAGGCAAAACAAAAAAUUGCUGGCAAAUCCAUCUUUGUCGAGAAAUUCGUGGCAAGGAAAUCAAGAAAAUUCGAUCUUCAAGGUGGCCGCUUGUUAUUCCCUGAUCUGGAAGUAUUAAAUGCAUUUAGUGCAUUUGAACUAAUGUCGACUGAUUUGGUACGAAAGAAUUUAGGACGUAUCCAAGCAACCCUGACUCGAUUAGAAAGCAACAAAUCAUUCUACGUGUACGAUGAUCUCUGUCUUUGUCACUACCUACGUACCAUGUUGAUCCGUAUGCUUCUUCAAGACCCCACCACGCCUAAGGAAGAACGACAGCGUCUUAAGGAAACACAUCGUAUCUCAAUUCAAGCAGUACUCGACAUGGCGGAAAAAGUACAACUGGAUCAUUACACUUACUAUUUCACUGUCUAUGAAAAGGCAAGAAUGUUGAUGAUGGAUAAUGAAUUGGAUGCUGCUCGCAAGGAAAUUCAAUAUUUGAUACGAUGCUCAGAAAAGAACGAAUUCAACGUGGGUGCUGGUGCUCGAGCCAAGAACAAGUAUUCGUUGGAAAAUUCACUGAUUCUCAAGUGCCAUAACUGUUUGGAAAUGAUCACGGAAAUACAAGAAGGAAGAAAUAAUGAUAUACAGACCAUACAAUUGAAGGAAGAAAAGGAUGACCAGCUGGGUCUGGACAUCACUACUACUACGCAAGAUGAUUCUGAUGAAGAAUUUGAAGACGCAAAAGAAGAUUAAAUUAGAUCUUUAUUUAGUUAGAUAUAGUUUCAAAUAAUAAAACAAUGUUGAAUUUUGAUACUCAUGGUAAGGAGAACGUGG